CAUCUUGACUGCAGUGGAAGUCUCGCAGCCAGUCUCGUUUUGGCCUCCAGCUGGGCACCAUGAAGGCUGCAGUCCCCCUGAUACUGGCCAUGCUCUGCGGCCUGGCCUGGGCCGCUAAAAGGGACCCUAAAGAGCCAGAGCCCCUCCUGGAGCCGGAGGAAGAGAUGGAGGAAGAGAUGGAAGAAGAGAUGGAGGCCCCGACUAGCAACCUGUACUCAGCACCCAACUCCUGCCAUGGCCGCUGCCGCGAGUCCUUCGACAAGCACCGCCCAUGCCACUGCAAUGCCCGCUGCCCAGAGUUUGGGAACUGCUGCGAGGAUUUCGAGAGCCAGUGUGGCCACGAGGGGUUCUCCCACAGCAGUGACACCAUAACCAAGAAGGAGUUGCAGGCCACCUCUGAGAAGAUCUAUAGGGCGGAUGCCAACAAAGCCCAGAAGGAAGACAUCAUUCUCAACAGUCAAAGCUUCAUCUCGCCCUCCGAAACCAGAGACCAAGUGGACCACAGCCCAGAGCCGCUCUUUACAUACGUCAAUGAGAAGCUGUUCUCCAAGCCGACCUACGCAGCCUUCAUCAACCUCCUCAACAACUACCACCGGGCAACGGGCCACGGGGAGCACUUCAGUGCCGAGCAGCUGGCCGAGCAGGACACCUUCCUCAGAGAGGUCAUGAAGACAGCAGUCAUGAAGGAGCUCUAUCGCUUCCUCCAGCACCAGAACCGCUACAGCUCAGAACAAGAGUUUGUCGAUGACUUGAAGAACAUGUGGUUUGGGCUCUAUUCAAGAGGCGUUGAAGAGGGGGACUCAAGUGGAUUUGAACACGUCUUCUCAGGUGAAGUCAAAAAAGGCAAGGUCACGGGCUUCCAUAACUGGAUUCGCUUCUACCUGCAAGAGAAGAAGGGCCUGGUUGACUAUUAUAGUUACAUCUACGAUGGGCCUUGGGAGUCUUAUCCUGACGUGUUAGCCAUGCAGUUCAACUGGGAUGGCUACUAUAAGGAAGUGGGCUCAGCUUUCAUCGGCAGCAGCCCUGAGUUUGAGUUUGCACUCUACUCCCUGUGCUUCAUCGCCAGGCCAGGCAAAACGUGCCAGUUAAGCCUGGGUGGACACCCCUUGGCCAUCCAGACCUAUUCCUGGGACAAGUCCACCUACGGAAAUGGGAAGAAGUACAUUGCUACAGCCUACGUGGUGUCUUCUACCCGAUAG
Molecule: messenger RNA, 1199 nt
Organism: Pteronotus mesoamericanus
Lineage: Eukaryota; Metazoa; Chordata; Mammalia; Chiroptera; Mormoopidae
Gene: ENDOU
Product: endonuclease, poly(U) specific
Exons: 9
Coding region: 60-1199 (379 amino acids)
Biological process (GO): immune response
Molecular function (GO): RNA endonuclease activity; scavenger receptor activity; polysaccharide binding
Source: RefSeq, a predicted model, not a curated record